Candida albicans SC5314 is the source of this 3168-nucleotide messenger RNA. Its product is annotated as DNA-dependent ATPase. The transcript has a single exon. Bases 1 to 3168 code for a protein of 1055 amino acids. NCBI's taxonomy places the organism in Eukaryota, Fungi, Ascomycota, Pichiomycetes, Serinales, Debaryomycetaceae. Gene Ontology annotation, molecular function: ATP binding; ATP-dependent chromatin remodeler activity. Gene Ontology annotation, biological process: transcription-coupled nucleotide-excision repair. The record is from RefSeq and is a predicted model, not a curated record. Gene Ontology annotation, cellular component: nucleus.
AUGUCCGAAUUAGACCAGUUAGAUGUCAAGUUAGUCGACCAGGAUGAACUAGAAACGUCUAUAACCAAUAAAGCAAACAAGGUUUUGCUACUGAAAGAUGCAGAGUUAGAUGAAAAGAGAUUGUCAAAGGCGAUAAAAGAGUUGGAGUCAACACAAAGGCAAAUUGCAAAUCUAUCGGCAAGACUAGCACACCCGAGAACUAAAAUAAGUGAAAAGAAACGAUUAAAAGACGAAAUUCACUGGUAUGAAGAGAAUGAAUUGAUUCCUAGACAACAAGAUGUUGAUGAUAUCCGAAAUAGAUUGAAAGAAAACAAGAUUCAAUUGAAAAAGGACGCGCCACAACUGACCCAAUCAACUAGCAGACUACCUGAGGAAACCGAACGGGACUAUUUGAUUCGAACAGGGAAAAUCACAGCCUUUGGCAAUGAGAAUGCAUUUCAACUGGAACAGACCCAUGAGCAGCAAAGCCAUGUGUUUUUGAGGGAGCCAGGUCUUGACAACAAGGUAAACGACGAGGAUUACGCGUACCAGUCAGACUCAGAAGUAGACGAUAAUGACAACUCCAUUGAUAAAAAUGCUGUCAGGGAUCUAGGGGAAACUAAUCAAGAAUCAGAAUCCGUCCUCCAUAAUAUAGACGAUGGCGAUGAAUCGUUAUACCAACAGAGAUUGCAAACUUGGGUACGCAAACGAGCAUCACUCAGAACGCAGCACCAGCAGGAGGGAAUUGAAGAAUGGUUUCUUCCACAUCCAAAUAUUGCUGAUGCUAAGCUAAAUGAGAAAUUCAAACUACCUGGCGAUAUAUAUCCUUCCUUGUUUGAUUAUCAGAAAACUUGUGUUCAAUGGCUAUGGGAAUUGUACACUCAAAAGACUGGAGGGAUAAUUGGUGAUGAGAUGGGGCUCGGUAAAACUAUUCAAAUUAUAUCGUUUCUUGCUGGCUUGCACUAUUCGGGAUUGUUAGAUAAACCUGUUCUAGUUGUUGUUCCAGCAACAGUGUUGAACCAAUGGGUCAAUGAGUUCCACCGAUGGUGGCCACCUUUGAGAUGUAUAAUUCUACACAGUAUCGGGUCAGGGAUGAACGGUUCUGUAUCGGAGUCAAAACUAGAAGAGUACUUGGAGUCGACCGACCCAGAUGCGACACAGUCCUCCCUUCACGGUAUCAAGAGUCAAAUUAAUGCCCAAGAGAUCGUCGAUAGAGUUAUGGAAAAAGGACAUGUGUUGGUUACUACUUAUGUUGGGUUAAGAAUAUAUUCCAAACAUAUACUACCGCGUGAAUGGGGGUAUGUGGUAUUAGACGAAGGACAUAAAAUAAGAAACCCGGAUCUGGAUAUUUCCCUCACUUGCAAAAAAAUCAAAACCGUCAAUAGGAUUAUCUUAUCGGGUACGCCUAUUCAAAACAAUUUGAUUGAGUUGUGGUCACUAUUUGACUUUGUUUUCCCCGGUAGAUUGGGAACGUUGCCAGUGUUUCAGCAGGAGUUUUCGAUCCCCAUAAACAUUGGGGGCUAUGCCAACUCAAACAAUUUGCAAGUGAAAACAGCAUACAAAUGUGCCGUGGUACUACGUGAUUUGAUAUCUCCGUAUAUGCUCCGACGGUUGAAAAGUGAUGUUGCUCAAGAUUUGCCCAAGAAAAAUGAAAUGGUCUUGUUUGUCAAGCUAACCAAAAUUCAGCAGGAAUUGUACGAGAGCUUUCUACAAAGCGAAGAUUUGGAGUCUAUAUUGAAGGGGAAAAGAAACGUUUUAAUGGGGGUUGAUAUACUUCGCAAAAUAUGUAACCAUCCAGACUUGGUGUAUCGUGACACUUUAAUGAAGAGGAAGAAUUACGGCGACCCAGCGAAAUCAGGGAAAAUGCAAGUAUUGAAGAAUUUGUUACGUCUUUGGCAAAGUGAGAAUCAUAAAACAUUGCUUUUCUGUCAAACUCGUCAAAUGUUGGAUAUAUUAGAAAAGUUUGUUGCUAAUUUAUCUUUGAUUAACGGUGGUGAUUUCAAUUAUUUGCGAAUGGAUGGGAGUACGCCUAUCUCCAAGCGUCAGAUGUUAGUUGAUGCGUUCAAUCAAGAUCCAGAUAUGCAUGUUUUUUUGUUGACAACAAAAGUGGGAGGGUUGGGAGUCAAUUUGACUGGAGCCGAUAGGGUGAUUAUUUAUGAUCCUGACUGGAACCCUUCUACUGAUAUCCAAGCGAGAGAGAGGGCAUGGAGAUUAGGCCAAAAACGAGAUAUAACAAUUUACAGGUUAAUGACCACAGGGUCUAUUGAAGAGAAAAUUUAUCAUCGUCAAAUCUUCAAGACAUUUUUGACCAACAAGAUUUUAAAGGAUCCUAAGCAGCGACGCUUCUUCAAGGCCAAUGAUUUGCAUGAUUUGUUUACGUUGGGAGACCAGGACGAGGAGGGCACUGAGACAGCACAAUUGUUUGAAGGUGGAGAACAAUCACAGCAAAAAUAUUCUGGGACCAAGCCCCGACAAUCUCGAGGAUUGUUUAAGAAGAAAUAUAAAGAUGACGAUGAUUUCUCGCAGGUUGCUCGCAUAUCUGGUGUUUCAAAACUAGACAAGUUUGAAGAUGGUGAUCACAAUGACGGGGACGGAGACAGCACAUAUCUGGCGAAUGAAGAUAAUCGUAUCAUGUCGAGUAUUUUUGCUCAGAGUGGGGUUCAUAGCACGUUGCAACACGACGAUAUCAUUAGUGGAUCAAAAGAAAAGGAAUCUAGUCUUGUUGAAAAGGAAGCAGAUAAACUUGCCACUGCUGCUGCGGAGGCGUUAAAGAAAUCUCGCAUGCAAACGAGAAAAAAUACAAUAGGCACGCCAACAUGGACGGGGAAAUUUGGCAGUGCUGGUAAGUUUGGGUUGAAAAGGAGAAAGUUGUUAAACUCGUCAAGUACCAUUUUGCAAAAUUUGAGACAAAAAAAUGAAUUGACAGAAUCCAAAAAACCAGAUGAUGUUAAAGUUGAACCAGAUCGAAAACAAAUCAUGGAGAAUUUGGUGGAGUAUUUGGGAGACCAAAUGGACAAUUUCAGCACUUCUAAUGAUAUCAUAAAGAAUGUCAAGUUAUCCAUGAGUACGGAAAACGAGAUGAUUAUGAUUAGGUCCAUGUUGAGAGAAAUUGCAAAUUGGGACUCAUCAAGAAAGGGCUGGAAAUUGAAGGAUGAGUUUUUGCAACAACACCAACAACAACCAGAGUGA